AUGAAUGCUUACAUCGUCAGUGCCUGAUCUAUGAUUGGACUGAGUACCUACACCAUGUAUGCUGACUUCCCACUCCUUCUGCCCUUGCUCAUCACCCAUCCACACCGCCCGACCCGAAUCAAUCGAAUCAACCCACCCGUCGUCAUCGUCGUCAUCGGACCAACGCUCCCUCCGAAUCUGGCAUUACGCCCACCAGGUCGCCUUCAAGAAACCGGAAGAUCACCCUACCGCGACCGACGAUCAUAUUUCCGAAUUGUCCAAGAGGGUCGAACAACAAGGUGGAGAGUCAGUCUUCUUCACUAGGCGAUGCUACAUCUCCAAUGAACCAAUCGAGUCGAGGGCGGAGCCCCACUGCUCACCCGGUCCCUUUGGAGCGAGCGCCUGGUUCGGGUCCGAACGGAAGCGCUCAUUCUUUAUUCGAGUUGGUUCGUUUCAGGAUCAAGCACGUGUACAGCUCAAGAACGAUGCGAGGUUUCGCCGCGACGAUGCCCGAUGCGCUCAAGGACGAGUUCGAGGCCAAUCCUGCGAUCAAGUGAGUGCUCAAGUUCGAUCGAGGGAUGGGUCUCGAUGGCUCCGAUGGCUGAUCUCGUCGUUCGAACCGCAUUUAGGUAUGUCGAGGCCGAUGGUCCUGUUACGACGCAGUAG
Microbotryum saponariae is the source of this 645-nucleotide messenger RNA. Lineage: Eukaryota; Fungi; Basidiomycota; Microbotryomycetes; Microbotryales; Microbotryaceae. The record is from the annotation of a GenBank genome assembly.